AUGACUUCUUCAGACAAAUCCGCAGGCUCAACACCUGAUUCUCCUUCAUCUUCCUCUGAACGGCGACAUCGUCGUCAGAGCGUUGGAUUUCUCUUACCUGGAGACACUGGCCUGAGCUCUGGUCUGCCCAGCUCAUCUUCUGGUGCAGAAGUUGAUCUUCUUGCAACUGAAUCUGUCAACACCACCACACCUACUCCAACAUCUCUCACCGAAACGUCACCUGGUCUUCGUCGAGUUCAUGGGACCACAAACUUGAAUUCACUAGUCAACUAUCCUCAGACCACAGACUCUCCUGAGAGUGAACCCAACCUUGCAACCACAGCAUCAGAGGACGACUCGCUUGAAUCCGAUCACCAGGUCACUGAUCCAGUCAACAACCAGGCUGCUACUGCAGCAACAUUCUGGACUGAUGAACCUGGGUGGAGUUUUGCCCACAUUCACGGUGUGACAGCAAACUCAGCACAAGAUCAGCCAAAUCCUCUACCAAUCCCAGCAAAUACGCCAGUCACUGGCACCGUACUUGUUUGGUCUGAUGAGCUAGGUUGGGGUUUUGGAAACAUUGCAGGUCUGGCAGAAAAUCUUAGACGCGGCCUUCCAAAUUCGCUCACAUUUCGACCUGCGCCAAAUUCAUCCACCACUCAGACUCUUCUAACACCACUGUCACAAGUUGACCAGGACUCAUCCAUUGCGCAAGAUCUUCCAUCAUCGUCGUCGUCGUCGUCAUCACAGGCCCAAGUUGGUCUGAACUCAUCCUCUGCACAAGAUCUUACAACUCCACAGUCACAAGUUGAUCAGGACUCUACCAACACCACCCAUACUCUUCCAACGUCACAGACUCAAGUUCAUCAGGGCACACACAUUACUCAAGAUCUCCCAGCGUCACAGUCUCAAGUUGACCAAGACUCAGCCACCACUCAGACUCUACAAACGUCACAGUCUCAAGCUCAUCUGAGCUCAUCCUCUACUGAAGAUCUCUCAAACUCGUCCAGUGCAGAAGAGGGCGACAACGACGACGACGACUACGCCUCAGAGGAGGCUGAAGAGGACGGGGAAUGGCAGGCCCCCGAAGACAUGUGGUCUUCAGAUGGCGAAGAAGAGGAGGAGGAUGAGGUGCGCGUCAACCUGGACGAGGUUGACGCCCCGGUUGCGGAACAACUCCGCGCGGGGCUCGCUCACUUAAGCGAGGCCCGUGUCCAGAUCGACGUCCUCGACGGCGAUCUCCCAGUUGGCGCCGUCAGGGGCAACCCAGCGGCCGUCCGCGCCCGCGCGGGUCUCCUCUCUGCAGAGGGCGAGAUCCUAGGUGCGGUCGGUCAGCUGUGGACGACCCUGGCAGAGGCGCGGGAGGUCGCCGUCGACGCUGAGGAGGGGUUUAGACAGCUCCAAGACGAGGUCCGCCGCCUCACAGCUGAGUACCUCGCUGCUCAGAUCGAUGCCGCUCUUGCAAGGGAGCGUGCGGACUCUAGCGAGGCUCUCCUUGAGAGAGCUGAGUUAGAGAUCGCCGCUCUUCGCGAGCAGCUUCGAGACGAGCAGCAUUGA
Fonsecaea pedrosoi CBS 271.37 is the source of this 1536-nucleotide messenger RNA. RefSeq lists its product as uncharacterized. Lineage: Eukaryota; Fungi; Ascomycota; Eurotiomycetes; Chaetothyriales; Herpotrichiellaceae. The record is from RefSeq and is a predicted model, not a curated record. Bases 1 to 1536 code for a protein of 511 amino acids. The transcript is spliced from 2 exons.